AUGGGCCUAUUCGGCCACAUGCGCAUCCUCGAAAGCGGAAUUGACCGCCCUCCCGACUCACCCAUUACGCCAAACCCCACUGACACUUCAUCAUCCUGUGAGCCCAUCACCGUCAUCGCAGCUGACACCGACACCACCGACUUCACCUGCCCACACUCUCCACGUACGUUCAACUCUCGCAUCGGCCUGGUCGGUCACUUGCGAAUCCAUGGCACAGAGAUUGGCGAACCAGUGCCUGGAGCACCAACCUUUACCCACCAAGAUCGCCUCCACUGCCCACACUGUCCUCGCACUUUCAGGCAUCGCAUGGGCCUAUUCGGCCACAUGCGCAUCCACGAGAGCGGAAUUGAACGCAAUCCCGACAAGCCCACCACAUCCAACACAACCACCAUGCCCAGCCCUACCCUUGCUUCAUCGCCCUGUGAGCCCACCACCACAAGCACCACCAUCAACUCCGCCGUAGCCGACGCAGACACCGCCGACUUCUCAUGCCUACACUGUCCACGCACAUUCACCUUUCACAUAGGACUGGUCGGUCACUUGCGAAGUCAUAGCACAGAGGCUGGCGAACCAGUGCCUGGAGCACCAACCUACACUUACCGCACUCGCCUCCACUGCCUACAUUGA
This is a messenger RNA of Spirometra erinaceieuropaei, 627 nucleotides long. The record is from the annotation of a GenBank genome assembly. Lineage: Eukaryota; Metazoa; Platyhelminthes; Cestoda; Diphyllobothriidea; Diphyllobothriidae.